UUUUCACUGAAAUACUAUCAAAACGCUCGAUUUUAAAUCGCGAACUUUCUAGCGAUCGAAAAUAUGGGAUUUAUCGGAACGGGACGUUACAGGGUCACCUACCAAGAUUGGCACGAUUCUUCAUGGUACCCACCACGACUGGUGCGGCUUGCCUGUCAUAAUCGACACAGCUUUCCAUGAUCGCUCGCCACGAUGGUGCGUUCCUUCUACCAUGAUUAACUUGGCUCUCCAAUAAUUGCUUGCCCAAUUUGUGUACGUAUGCAUAACAUGAUUUACAUCACUCACCUAAUGAUGUGUUACCAAUAAAAAACUUUGGUUCAACCUUAAUUUUUCUAUUGGUAAGGAGGCAAUUGAUGAACCCGGUAUUCAACCAACAUCAUACUUCAUGCCAUUUUACCAUAAAAUAUUUACGUAUGAAAAAACAUACUUAUAUCAACUCUAUAUUCCCUCUAUACCAUAAGGAAAAGCUAGGCAAGUAAAGCUUUCUUUCUCCCAACUAAUUGAGCUCUCCUAAUUGAAUGGUGUCAUUGUUCCCACAAAGCACACCACAAUUCUAUCUUCACAUAAUUCUCACCACGUGGCUACAAGUGGCAAAGUUACCACUUUCCUUCAUGACUAGGUAAACAUGAUAUGAUAAUUACCACCAACCAAUCUAUUGACACGUCAUCACUUCCUCUUUCCAUGAGUGAAAGCUAUUAAUUGGUAAAUGGUUUAUAACAAAACCCUAUUAAGCUACACGUGGACAUGAGCUGUACUUGGGACCAAAAAAUCUCACUUCUCUUUUUACCACUUUACUUACACUUGGAAGAGAAGGAUAAACUUUCCCAAGCAAUUAACCAUUGUGAAUUGGAUAGUUUAUAGUCCUCAUCUUUUUAAAUGCACUCAAGCCACCAAAACAACUUCACCAUAUCAAUACACGUGAAGUGGCAAAAUCAGAUUCGUUUAUAUUUGCCACAAAUAUCAGAUUUCCCCUUUGGUUACAUGUGAGUGAGAAUGCCAUCUCGCUUUGUGUUGCACGACCAACCAAUUUCGAGUGCUUAAUUGCCCAAAUCACAACCUCAUUUCCCCUUUGUGUUGCACGAACCUCAAUCACAUUGAAGCAGGCUCUUCGGAGCUUUGCAUCAACACCUAAUUAAUUAUUAUAACUCUAAUAAUCUACCAGACGGCUAAACAUCGCCCCAGUUUUACUAAUAUCGCCCUAACUUAAAUUAUGAUUUUACUAAAUUAUCCUUGAUAAUAAACUCAAAUUAAAUAAAACCCACAGCCUACAGAUUUCUAAUUAAUCCUCCUUCAAACCUUCUCCUCUCCAAACAUAUUUCACCGGCGGCCUUCUCCAGCACCCCCCGGCCACGAUUCCCCAAAAUUCCCAACGAAUAAGUCGACACAAUAAUGAUGGAGUCAAUUAAUCCUAGGAACCAAAACUCAAUUGGAUCAGAAAUUUCCAUCGUCGUUCAUGUACUAUGGCGCCUAUUGCCCCUGUCACACUCCGCCACGAGUGAGUUCCGAUCGAGCCGUUCGUCGACUCGGUUCCGGCUAUGUUGGAAACAGAGCAUACUCUUCCGGCUUCAGUGUCAUUGUUCUGACGGGAACCGAAGGCGGUAAUGGCGGAGGAGGAGGAGGGUGUGACUACGAUCACGAGGCGGAUGGAGUUUCAUGGAUGCUUCCCGACGGUAUAGUCGCCGCGGAGGGGGGUUGAUUCCUAACUGAAUAAGAAACUUGGCGAACAGAGGAAAUGCACCGGGGAUCAAUUUUUUUGCGAAAUGGAUGAGAUUUAGGAAUUUGAGUAUGAAAUCCUCUGGAAAACACAAAGACGAUGCCUGCCAUUGCAAUCAAUGCCUCCCCACUGUUUGUACUGAUUCACCCCGGCCUCGAAAUCAAAUCUCAGUCUCUUCGUUACCUUCUCCCCAUCGCCGAAAUCAAGUACCUGCCGUCGUCUGUCCAAGGUGCGAAUUAACAACAGUGUCUUCAAUCUACAUGAAAAGUCUGAAAUCGCCGACGGUGGUAAUCAACGACGGUCAGUAGCUGGCAGUGGGAAUCUGUGGCCGUCUGGCAGACAGGCGACGGCGGACAAUGGCGACUAGGUGAUGACGCCCUUGAUUUUGUUAGAAUAAAUACAUGCCAAAAAU
This is a messenger RNA of Linum trigynum, 2126 nucleotides long. The record is from the annotation of a GenBank genome assembly. NCBI's taxonomy places the organism in Eukaryota, Viridiplantae, Streptophyta, Magnoliopsida, Malpighiales, Linaceae.